GCGCUCAGAAACGCAACACAACUCAACUCUUUCCCCUUCUGUAACUCUUCUCUGAUCAAAGCCAAACACUAAAACAACCAGUUUUCCAUAUUAAAAAACAAAGCCACUUCCCUCGAUUUUGCUCGCCCAAUUUCCCAUCCUUCACUUACUUUGCUUUGUUUCUCUCUUUCUGUUCUCGAUUCUCCUUAAAAAAAAAAUCCAAUUCUCAAAUUAAUUGAUAAAAUCCUCUUAGCUUUCAAAUUGUCACCGAAAUCGAAGGCUUGGAAGCUCCACAGUUAACUCACUCAUUUUAGCAAAGUUGGUGUUUGGGUUUCUAGCAAUAAAGAUACAAGUUCAGUAAUUUGUUGCAAAAUCGUGAAAUUAGUUUAGAGUUUUGCUAUGUAACCUAUGCAAGAGAAUGAAGCUGCAUAUUUUUUUUCCAUGUUUAAUUAGUUUAAAAAGAGGUAGUACUGUUUUUCUGGGUUUGAAGAUAAAUCCGGGUUUUUUUUGUUUUGUCGGGUUGGGAAUACGUGACAUGUGAGUUGUUGAUUACAUAUGUGAUUGAACUCAUUGAAGAUUAUGUGUUUGUGGGUUUGAGUUUUGAUAAUGUCAUGGGAAAAUGUAAGGUAUUUAGGGAUGCACAGAAGGUGUUUGAUGAAAUGUUUGGGAGAAAUGUUGUUUCUUGGACUUGUAUCCUGUGUAUGCUGGUUUAUUGUGAGGACUUGAUUAGUGCGGAAAGGGAGUUCGAUGCAAUGCCGAAGAGAAAUCAGGUCUCAUGGAAUGCCAUGAUAUUGAAGCAGACAUCUCAAGGAAGAAGAAGGGAAAAUCAAAAGAACAAGGAAGGAAGCAAAGGAGGGAAUACUAAAAAAGAAAGAGAAUUGGGCUCCAAAAAACAAGGAAAAAUCUUCUAUAAAAUGGCACGGCCUGAACCAUCUCUACAGAGAAGUAUCUGGGAAGAAAGGGGAGCUUAAAUAAUAAUUGGUGACGUGGUAUAACUGUCAGGAAAACAUUGUUGCAAGAAUUGAAGUACUCCGUCCAUUUCAUAUUUUGGCGCUCAAAAACACAAUUCAACACUUUCAUUCAAGAACAAAUUAUCUCCUCUCCCUGUAACUCAACUCUGAUUAAACCCAAACACUAAAAUCAUUCAAGAUUGUAAUCGCCAUGGAUAACGGGAAGGGCAAGAACAAAGUAGAUGAAUACGAUCAAGAACAGAAUUAUGAAGAUGACUUUGACAUUUGUACUUUAAAGCAGAAUCCAGAUAUAAUUGGUAGCAGUUCAAGUGACAAUGAGCUUCCUGAAACUGGUGAAAAAUCUAUGAUAGCUCAGCCAAAUGAGCCCCUCCGACAGAUAAGUAGAGAUUUCGCAGUUCCUUGUAGUCCUAGAGAUCGAAGAAUUCAAAUUCGACGAUCUCAGAGACUAACUAGAGAAGUUUCUGGAAGGCAGAGAAUGAGGGAAACUGGUUCAAGUAGCCAGGGUCAAUUUCAUCAUCAGUUGGAAUCUGGUUCAGGUCAACAAGCCACUCAACCUGGAGACAACCUUAUUCCACCAGCACCGCAGCUAACUACAGACUUCCCAUCUGAGACAUAUUCACCAUAUCUUUACGCAAAUAAUUGUGCAUGGCAUUAUCAGAAAUUACGGAAUAAGUAUGUUUGGGAUAGACUUAAUAGCUUGGAUAAAAGAGUUUCUGAACAGAAACAUUCCAAAGGCCGCAUUCUAAAGCUGGAGACUAAGAUGAACAAUCUGAAUGAAUUCAUUGAUGGCUUGGAGGAUGAUAAUACUGAGUUUAGAUAUCGCAUUUCAAUGCUAGAAGAUGUUCUCAAGUCAUUAGAGAGAAAACCUGCAAAUGAUGACACAGGAUGUAAUUUGGCAACAGAUCAAGGGAAGUCUAUUAUUGAUGCAUCUCCUUGUACUAAUGUUGGUAAUGUUCUUGGAGCCAGAACAAGUGAUCCAACUAAUAAUGUUCAAGAUGCUGGAAACGAAGCAGAAAACUUAGAGAGACAGGGAUCCUUAAGUGGACUGGAUAAUGCUGAUGGGCCUUCGGGUAUGCUGAAUCAGGAUGAUGGGCUGGUAAAUACAGUUUCUUAACCAUCUGCAGUUAAUACAGACCUAAACAAGCCAAUUACAGAAUCAGGCAAAACACAAGAUCAGAAGGACCAUGCUAAUCCAACUCUGUGAUCUUAUUGCAGCAGAUUAACUUUUUUAAUUUUGUAGCUUAACUUCCUGUUUUUUCUAGCUGAUUUCUAUAAGAAUCAUGAUUUUCCUGAAUUUACUCUGCUAUUAUCUCAACUUUUUUUCUAUACAGUAAGGAUUUAAUUCGUGGUAUGGGAACGUGGAUGAUACUCACUUAGCAAUCUACCUCUUUACAUCA
Spinacia oleracea (spinach) is the source of this 2347-nucleotide messenger RNA. RefSeq lists its product as uncharacterized. The record is from RefSeq and is a predicted model, not a curated record. Bases 1141 to 2064 code for a protein of 307 amino acids. NCBI's taxonomy places the organism in Eukaryota, Viridiplantae, Streptophyta, Magnoliopsida, Caryophyllales, Amaranthaceae. The transcript is spliced from 4 exons.